Molecule: messenger RNA, 3176 nt
Organism: Rhopilema esculentum
Lineage: Eukaryota; Metazoa; Cnidaria; Scyphozoa; Rhizostomeae; Rhizostomatidae
Product: A-kinase anchor protein 10, mitochondrial
Biological process (GO): intracellular protein localization
Cellular component (GO): mitochondrion; plasma membrane
Source: RefSeq, a predicted model, not a curated record
CAUUCUUUUUAUAGUAAAACGAUAAUGAGAUAGCCACGAAAGAGAGACUGAAUACAAAGAUGGCGCUCCCAGUUUUGCUUGUAGUGGAGAUGUUUUGCACGGCCCCUUAGCCUGAUAGUUUUUUGUCUGCCUAAUUUAGGAAUUCCAGAAAGCGCUGUCAUGAUGCAAAUACCAAAUUGUUACCCAGCCAUACCAAUUGUAUGUUAAAAAGAUAUUCAUUCCAAGAAUGAAAGGACUGUCUGGAGGCAAGCAUGGCAAGAAGAGCAAAGAUAAGAGUGAUUCAAGAAAGGGAAGAAAGGAAAAAUCGAAAAAAGAUGCAGCCAAACCACAUUUUAUGCCAAUGUUUCAAAGUGGUGAUUGGGAUUUGAAAGAAUUUCUUGAAAGUCAAGAGUGCAACCUCAAGCCCAAAGAAUCGAUAAGCAGAAGUUCGCGGUUGUCGCCAUCUUUGAAAGAAACUUUGGCAAGUCCUUUAGCUCUGGCCUAUUUUAUGGAGUAUCUUGAAGCAAAAGACAUGAAGCAUUUAGUUGAUUUUUGGCUGGCAGUCCAAGCGUUUGAAGUUGUUGCAUUGGAGAGAUCCAGAUUGAACAGCGAUGAAUCUGUCUGUAAGAAUCUAGUUGGAACCACUGUCGAGAAUGAUUGUACUAACCUCGAUCUAUUAGGUGAUCUGGACUAUUGUUUUGAAUGUAGGAAUCUUCGAGAGAGAGGAGAUUCAUCAAAUUUUAGGUUAAAGUCGAGGGGUUUGCAGUGUGGACAUAGAAGUAAGGAAAAUCAUUCUGCCAUAUCUGUGAAUAGUUUUGCUGAAAACCACCUCAAUGGCCAUGCAUGUUCUAAUUCAGAAUUGAACAAUUCACAAAAACACCAACACAGUCACACAUUUUCUGAAGUGCCUGGACAGAAGGACCUAGUUUCAGUUGGUCUUAACUUUGCACAAAACUGGGAACCAUUUUCUUCUCAAACUGACACUGAUUGUCCUACUAAGGCUGAAGGGAAAGAAGAUAAAAGAAGAGAUUCUUACGUUGCGCGAAGAAUCAUGUCAAAGCAGACUAGAAUCCGAACGAAAAGUGCGGUAGUAGAUGCGGUUGGCCUUUACGCGCGGUACAUCUCUCUCGAUGCCGAUCAGCCCCUGGGUUUGCCUUCAAGAAUCAGAAACCAUAUUGAAGCUGAAAUAUGCAGACACCAAGACAACGUUAAUCCUCACUGCUUCAAAGAUGCCCAGGACUUUAUUCUCGCUGAGCUUGACCCAAUUCACAAACAAUUUUUGGAAUGUUCACAUGGCAACAAAUAUAAGUUAUACUUAUUAAGAGAGACAAAAGCAAGAUUGCAAGAUAUUCUUUAUAAUGAAACAUCUCUGUUCUACUUUAUGGAGCAUCUAGAUAGGGAAAAUUGCAGAGAGAUUUUAGAGUUUUGGUUGAUGGCGGAGAAUUUCGAACAGAAUAUCCAAAUGAAGCUAAGCAAACGCAUUUACGACAGCGCAGAAGCCCUGGAAGAUGCAAUGUCACUUUAUGAUAAAUACUUCUCAAUGCGCGCCAAACAUCAGAUUAUCAAAGAUGAUAAACUGCGAAUUGUUAUCGAGAACAACAUAUGUCGUGAAGACGGCCCGCAGCCAAACUGUUUUUGUAUACCGGUGGCGUACGCUUGGACUGCAUUGAAAGAGAUUUUCUUUGAAAGAUUCUUGGUAAGCGAUAGUUUUAUGCAACUGCUAGAAAGCAUUUGUAAAGGUUCGGUAGAGCAUCCGGCAAACGAUGAAGUGUCAAGCACCAUAUCCUCAGACUCGCGUAGUGAAUCAACCGAAUUUUUACCAAAGUCGUUAUCAGAACCGGAUUUUUUAGACCAGGACGCUGACGACUUAUGGCACCGGCCGGACGCUGGUCGACUGGCGAUGGGAUAUGUGAAUCCUCUUGGGGUUUUCGUGACUGAAAUUGACUCAGCAGAAGGCGAAACAACGAAUGAAAAAUCGUCAGUCUCCAAGCUUGGUAAAGCCAUGAAGAAUUUACUUAGCAGAGAAAGCAAAGAGGAACAAGAGCGCAUUGCCUGGGAGAAAGCCAAGAAAUUUGUUGAAGAUGUCCAACGUCAGGCAAAUAGAAAUAAAAGAACAGGGGGGUCUUCUUUUUCAGAAUAAUCAUCAGACCUUCAAAUUUGACUGGUCUUUAAAAAUUCUAAUUUUUAUAUUGUGAUUAACAUUUUUUCCAGAUAUUUCAUAUAAAAUUAUAGAAUAGUGUAAUCAUAGUCUAUAAAACUGAAUAAUAUGCUGGCUUAAUUAAAACGGCGAAGAAUUUAGAGUAACCUCGUUAGCUUUUGAAAUUUCGAAAAAUUAAUUCAUUGAUUUCCGAAAAAUCAAUUUAAAAUUGACAUUUGUAAAUCCCCAAGAUGUUUCUGUCCCCAUGUAAACACAGCUCUGUCGAUAUUGUGUUUUUUCCAGUUUUUCAAAUCCCAAUUUUUAGUCAUAUACUGUAACACCAUCGGCCUAGUUCCUAGGAAAUUUAAACAACAAAGCUGAUUUGUUAUUCCGUGUCUUAUGAUAUGUUCUUUGUACCCUGCUGGCUGUUUUGCUUUCAAAGAUGGCAAACUUCUUGAUUCCUAUCCAUUUUCUAUAAGUGCUAUUGAGCUCAUCGAAUUCAUGUUUAAUAAUCGACUAGAAAUCUUUCUCUUUCACAAUCAAGAUUCUCUCUGGCUGGAAAAAAGUCAAUUUACCAUUUCAACCAGCAUUUAGGCCAUGGUUUUCAAACCUGAGCUUUGUGUACUGAAUUUUCGGAUUGCAUGGUGUACAUUUGUCUUUGAUGGCAUAACUGAGCAACCUCCUCGCCAUUCUCCAUACCAAAGCCUCGAAUAUAUUUCUAUUCACAUAUGGUUCCUGAAAAGAGAACCUUUAUUAAAUCGGCAAUGGUACGCAUACUCGUUGUUACUAAAUUAGAUUUCUUUACUGAUUUUGUUUGUUUUGUUGAUGCAAAUUUCACAGAUUUUUUAUAAGACCAAUAAAUAUAUUAUGAUGCUUUACUUCAUCCUUCUUUUCAGCCAAUAUUUGAACUUUAGUUCAACUGAUUACAAUUUAAGUUAACUGCAUCUUCAGCAAUUGAUUUUUCAUCUUUUCAUUAAUGAUUCAAAGAGUUCGUCAGUGAUUGAUAUAUUCAUAAUGUUAGCUGUUUUUGAAACGUUUUUCUAAUAUAACAAUGAUUGUA